Cimex lectularius (bed bug) is the source of this 2000-nucleotide messenger RNA. Its product is annotated as heparan-alpha-glucosaminide N-acetyltransferase-like. NCBI's taxonomy places the organism in Eukaryota, Metazoa, Arthropoda, Insecta, Hemiptera, Cimicidae. The transcript has 12 exons. The record is from RefSeq and is a predicted model, not a curated record. Bases 354 to 2000 code for a protein of 548 amino acids.
AUCUGGGUGAGCGAUGUGUCAAUAUUACCUGAGCGACUGGUCCCACUCAAAAGAGCAAAGUGACAUUCGGCCAACUUCAGUUUCGUAAUCCUGAGCCCAUGAAAAAGUUCAAAAGAUUGCAUAAAACAUUCUUUGUCCAGCUUUUACAUUCAUUUUACAAACACCAGCCCCACCAGUCUUAAUAUGAAAGUUAUCUUUGGAGGCUAAAGGCUGAGUAAAGAAAGUGAACUAAACAUGAACACUUCAAACACCUUAACUGGCUAAUUGGGUUGAAUUAUUUAUACGUUUUUACAUAAUUUUCAGACAAAAUAUAUUUUUCCGAUAUUUAGAACAUUACAUUUAAAAAUUUAAAAAUGGAUAAUGAUGAAAUGACUUUCAAUACAAAUAAUUUAGGAAUAGAUGAAGCUUUUGUCAAAAUAACAACAGAUUCGUUUAUACAUCUUUACAAAUUAGUGGAUGAGUGCUACAAAUGCCCAUUUACCUAUGUGGAUUAUGUGAAUGACACUCGAGUUUUAAAAGCGUCGACAAAAUUUGGUACGUCUUUUCGCCUUUAUACGAGGAAAGAGCCUUUCAUCGGAGACAAAGAUGUUCAGGAUAUGGUUUGCGAAGUCAGGCCUAGGAAUUUCGGCCCUUUUGGAGUGUACGACAUUCAAAAUUUCGGUUCCAAUUGUACGAUCGCGACGAAAAAAUCCCCAACGUCUCAAUUUUAUCUUCCAUUAUACGUAACAGCCUUAGUACUUUUUAUAAUCACACUUAUUUGGAACAUAGCUACUUCAAAAGGGUUUAGAAAAGAAGGAAACGAUGACCAAAGCGAAAAAAGAAGUAAAAGACUAGCUUCGCUAGAUGCAUUUAGAGGCAUGUGUAUAGUUUUAAUGAUUUUUGUUAAUGAUGGGUCAGGAGGGUAUGAAAUCAUUGAUCAUACAACUUGGAAUGGCCUUCAUCUUGCAGACGUUUUAUUCCCUUGGUUUCUAUGGAUCAUGGGAGUGUGCAUUCCUAUUUCGAUAAAAUCACAGAUUAAAAGAAAAGUUCGAAGAUGGAAAAUUCUUACAACAAUUGUUCAGAGAUCUUUGAUUCUUUUUAUUUUGGGUCUGAUGUUAAAUUCAAUUGGAAAAGUAGCCCAACUUGAAACUUUCAGAUUGUUUGGAGUUCUUCAAAGAUUCUCAGUUUCUUAUUUUGUCGUCUCGACGCUGGUGACACUUCUCAUGGUUGACUUAAGAAGUGGAAGGUAUAAUUUCUGCGGCCCUUUGACUGAUGUAGUGAAUCUGUCAAUUAUCUGGGUUCUCAUGGUGCUACUCGUCGCUGGGCAGACUUAUCUCGUGUUUUUUUACCCUGUGCCUAACUGCCCCACGGGUUAUUUAGGACCUGGAGGACUUCAUCAAGACAAAAUGUAUGAACACUGCAUAGGUGGAUUUUCUGGAUAUUUUGAUAAGUUGGUUUUGCGUAAAGAACACCUUUUCCAAAAUCCCACUGCAAACCAGAUUUAUCACUCUGGCCCUUUUGAACCUGAAGGACCUUUCGGUUGCUUAUUGACAAUAUUUCAAGUCUUUCUUGGAGUUCAGGCGGGUGUGAUUAUACUUACAUUUUCUGAUGGGUUUAAGAGAAUUAAAAGGUGGCUCAUUUGGGGAGUUGUUGUUUUUAUUUUCGGCGUUGUUUUGUGCCAAGGAAGAAUAGAAGGCGGUUGGAUUCCUAUAAAUAAAAAUCUAUGGUCUCUCUCUUUUGUUUUUUUGACUUCUGGUCUUGCUUUUUUAUUGUUCAGCCUGUUUUACUAUUUGAUCGAUCACUUGCGUUGCUGGACCGGCUCUCCUUUUAUUUAUCCAGGUAUGAAUUCAAUAUUACUGUACAUCGGUCAUGAAGUCGCUUAUGAUUUAUUCCCCUGGCAUUGGAGGUUCGGACCGAUGAACAACCACUUAAUCGUCAUGCUGGAAGCAGUAUGGGGUACGCUUCUUUGGGUUUUGAUCUCUUAUGUGCUUUACAAGAAGAAAAUCUUUUUAAAAUUGUGA